This is a messenger RNA of Macrosiphum euphorbiae (potato aphid), 375 nucleotides long. NCBI's taxonomy places the organism in Eukaryota, Metazoa, Arthropoda, Insecta, Hemiptera, Aphididae. The record is from the annotation of a GenBank genome assembly.
AUGGCCACACAGAUGGGAUUCCUAUCGUAUGGAAUAAUUUUGACACUUACGGUCUUGACUGUGUUAUUGCCAAUACUAACUACAGGAAACGUCAUAGAUCAGAGAGUACUGCAAAGAGAACUUGGAGAAAACUCUCCUGAAAUAAUGUCAAUGAGCGACAAGGAUGUUUUCCGCGACAUUGAAGAACCAGCUAUCGAUGAUUUUACCAUAAAAACUAAGAGCGAGGACCAAAACCUCGAGAUUGCGCUGAUCGACUACCUGUUUGCCAAACAAAUGAUGAACAGAAUCCGCGCCCGGACGGAUUCGUUUCGCGCACAGAAGAAGAGAAGUUAUUGGAAGCAAUGCGCUUUCAACGCGGUGUCGUGCUUCGGUUAA